GCGGGGCGCAGCGGCCGUGCCGGGAAGAAUGUUAUGUUGAAGAAGAAAUUUCCACAGUGACAGAUUUCCAUGAUGGAUGAUUUCAAAAGAACUUAUCUUCGCCUCUGUAAAGAAUUUUGCAUUGAACCCCAAGAAUGCAUCCUGAAUCAGCUGCGCGAUGCUUGUGAUGGAAACUUAAGAAAAAGGCUGGAUCUCUCCACACAGUCUCUCUCGGUUGAUACAUGUGCAGUCCUGGGAAAGGUUUUAAUGAAUGACAUAGUGUUUACAGAAAUAAUGCUUUGUGACUGCAUGCUGAAUGAAGAAGGUGCCAAACAUCUGUUGUAUGGACUGUGUACAAACACCGUGAUUGAAACUUUAGACCUUAAGGGUAAUAAUCUGCGAGCAGCUGGGGCUGAAGCACUGGGAAAGCUGCUGCGGCAAAACAAGUCUCUCAAGAGGUUGAUAUUGGAAUGGAAUGCUCUUGGAAUGUGGGAAGAAGGAUUUUGCAUCUUCUGUGAGGGAGUGAAAGCCAACAAACACCUUAAACAUCUAGACCUACGCAAUAAUCAGGUCAACCACCAGGGUGUCGCGGAGCUAGCACUGGCCUUAAAACACAAUGAUACGCUAGAGGAGCUGGAUCUUCGGUGGAAUAAUGUUGGCCUAAUAGGCGGGCGGUCAUUACUCAAUGCAUUACAACAAAACAAGUCCUUGGUGCGGCUAGAACUAGCUGGAAACAAUAUUCCCAGUGACAUCUUGAAAGCCACAGAGCAAGCAAUAGACCAUAACUUGGAUUGCCAGACAGCCCUGAGAGAGAACAGAGUUCGGUCAAAAGUCCUCAGCAAUGAGAUCCAGUGCUUGAAAGUGGAAAAAACAAAGCAAUUCCUGAAUUUGAUGGGUGUAAUUGAUCAACAAAAGGAUGAAUUGUGCCGAAGCAAUAGGACUUCUGCUGUACAAGUUGGACAGUUACAAGAAGCAUUAAACGAGAGGAGUUCUAUCGUCAAUUCCUUACGGGCAAAAGUACAAAUGUCAGAAGCUGCUUUAGCAUUAUCAGAACAAAAGACCAAUGAUCUGAAAGACCUCUUGGAGAAGGCAAGAAUGGAAAAUUUUGAGUUGAAAGAGAAGCAUUCAAAGGAGCUUAAGAAUGAGCAAGAGGAAGCAUGUAAACGAGAGGCAAAGUUGACCAGAGAAAUAAAUACAGCAAAUGGGAAAAACAUGGAGCUCAAAAACAAGGUGGAUGAAUUAGAGCGACGAAGUAAGAGCCAACAUGAUCAGAUCUGCCAUCUGAAACAAGAACUGACCAAUGUGACUGCUGAAAUGAAACGGAAAAUAGCACAAACUGAAGAACGUCUGGAAGCUGAGAAGAAGAGAUAUAAGCAAGUGAUGGAUGAUGCAGAUGCACUACGGCAGAAAGAGGUGGACCACAUGAAACGACACUUGGAGGAGACACAGCGAUCAUUGCAGGAAAGAAUUCACAAACUUGAAAACGUUAAACUUCAGCUGGAAGAAGACCUAAGCCGAGUGAAGGCAGCUGCUAUAACUGACCGAGCACAAGCUGAAGAGGAGCAGAUUAAAGCAAGAAACCAAGCACGAUUGGAGGAGCAACAGAAAUUAGUCCACUUGGAAGAGAAGCUUCAUCACCUUGCUCAGUCACGUGAUGAAUUCCAGAAUCGUUGUACUGCCCAAAAGCAAACUAUCGCUGAGUUACAAGGAAAGAACAACAAGCAUGCUUUUGAGAUUGAAGGUUUAAAGCGCCGAAUUGAAGAACUAAAUCAGGAGCUGUCUAGCAAGGAUCAAGAAAAGGUUGCAGAGGUGAAUAAUAUACGGGUAGAACUCCAGGAACAAAUUGGACAUCUGCAGGCAGAGAGAGCAGCACAGGAAGGGCUCAAAGAGAAGAUCUCUGCCUUAGAGAGGCAAUUGAAAGUGCAGUCAAGUAGCCAUCGAGAAACCUUGUUGGAUAAAGAUGGUGAAAUUUCCUCCUUACUGGAAAAAGUCCGCCUGAAAGACAACGAGAUUAUGCGAAUGAGGGAGGAUGAAGCACAACGAGCUAGCUUCCUACAUAAUGCAAUCCUCUCCUAUGUGCAAGGUUCUCCUCUUGGCACCCAAAGUACAAAGAAAUGAAAUUUUACAGCAAAAAUAACAGAAAUGUGGACAACUAGUAAAGGGAGCCAGCUGUUUUUUUGUUUUAAAUUUUGCAUAAUUGCAGUUGGGAUGAGUUUGGCAAAUUUCUUAAAAGUGUAUAUAUAUAAAUUUUUGGUGCAGGCAAAAUGAAGUUAAGCGGAUAGAAGGAUACUGAUGAAUGAUACUUCAAAUGCAGUAUAUCAACAGAAAGGUUUCUAUAUGAGAUGAUUUAAGGUGCAAAGCAAAUUUUGAUGGUAUACAAUCAAGUCUGAGAAAAGGUACAAGCCUGAAAAAUGUAAUUGUAAAUACUUUUGUAGUGGUUUUAUGUUUCAAUUAUUGGAGAUUACUUAGAUUCAUGGAAGAUUUAAUCAACUGGCUUGCUAAAAAUGAUGUGCAAUGCCUGCUUGGGUUUUUUUUUUCUGUUUAAAUGGGAUAAUGCUAAAAUUUGCUUCUUUGGCUAAACCAUCAGUUUAUAUUUUGACAUCUGGAAGUCAGACUUUGAAAUGUACAAUUUUUAAAGCUACCUAUUGAUGUUCACUGAAUUUCUGGUGGAUAAUGAAAUAUUAUGUCCAGACAUCUUGGAUCACACAGAGUCUGAAAUAAUGCUGAAAUUUAUGAUUUCGUGCCUAUGUUGCAUCAAAAUUUCCUGUAGAAAUUAUUUACAUUGAGCAUGAAAAUUGAUGCAAACCUAAUACUACCUACAGAGGUGAUUAUGAAUGUGCUUGAGAGUACAAUGGCACUUCGCUUUUGAAGUCUCUUGCGUCAACUGGUGCUGUUCCACAAUUAUAUAGAACUAGGAAAUUCACAGUAGUAAAAAUAAUUUGUCCUAUUAGGAGGGAUGGUGAUGUUGAAAACAUUAUUGGUGCAUUAGAACUUACAGCAGUUAGGUUAAGUGUGGUGUAAAUGUUGGUGAGAACAUUUCUAAAGAUAAAGAUGUAAAAUGUUGUUCCACCAAUAUCAGAUGAUACUGGGCUGUGUAGUGUCUAGAUCUCUGGAUGUAACUCUACAUAAGUGCAUUAUUUGCAUAAGAAAUGCAUAGGCAGUUUUGCUUAGCAUCAUCAUAUUGAAGAGAAUAGGGCUAUAGAUAGAUCCUUGAGGAAUUCCUUAGGUAAUAUCAAGGAAUUAGGGGGAAAAAAAACAAAAUAGGGACAAGUUCUGACCACAGUUGGAUAGUGAGAGCAAUACCACUGAUCUGGAGCAAAAAUAAGAAAACUGGAAGAACUCAGAGGGUCAGGCAGCAUCUGUGGAGGCAAAAGGUGUAAGUCAACAUUUUGGGUCAAGACGGAAGAGGAGAGAUUGCCAGUAUAUAGCUGGACAAAGGGGGAGGGGGUGGGAUAGAGGCUGGUAGGUAAUAGGUGGAGCUAGAUAAAGAAGGGAUGGGCAGAUGGGGACAGGGAUUGGGAAAAGUGAGUUUUUGUUGGAGGGGAGCACUGGAGGUAGCCAUGGGCUCUGCCUUUUUGGUUCUGUGGAACAGUCAUUGUUCCAAGCCUAUUCCAGCAAACCCACACUCCCCACCUCCAACUCUUUUUUUUUUCUCUCUACACCUACGACUGCAUCAAUGCUGCUUCCUGCACUCAUAUAGAACUUGUCAUUUUCAUCACCUUUGCCACCAACUUCCACCCUGUCCUCAAAUUCAUCUGGACUAUCUCUGACACUGGCCAGAUCUGUUCUCAAGAUGAGGCCUUCUGCUCUAGAGUUUCUGAACUGUCCUCCUUUCUGGAAACAUGACCUCUCUUCUGCAAUAGUUGAUGGAGUCAUCACAUGUAUUUCCUCCAUUUCCCACAGGUCUACUCUCACUCCACCUUCCACCCACCCCUCAAGACUGAACAGCAAUAAGAGUUCCAUUGGCCCUUGUCUUUCACCCCACAAGCCAGCACAUCCAACAUAUUAUUGUCCGCCAUUUCGGCCAGCUCCAACGCAAUCCCACCACCAGUCACAUCUUCCCCUCUCCUCACCUUUCUGAUUUCCACGGGGCCGACUCUCUUUGUGAUUCCCUGGUCCACACAUUCUCCCCACCCAUGCCUCGCUGUCCCCCGGCACUUACCCCUGUGAUCACAGGAGUUGUAACACUUGUCUUUUCACCACCUCCUUCUCCACCAUCCAGGAACCUAAACAUCCCUCCCAAAUGGGUAGAAAUUCACCUGCACCUCUUGCAACCUGGUCUACUGCAUUUGGUGCUCACGAUGUGGCCUCCUGUACAUUGGGGAAACCAAGCAUAGAUUAGGUGACCAUUUUGCAGAGUGUCUGCACCCUGCAACAACCAUUUUGAGCUUCCCGUUGCAUGUUAUUUUUACCCCUCAUUCUCAUUCCCACUCCCAUUCCCGUAGUGACCUGUCUGUCCUCUGCCUUUUCAAAUUGGAAGAACAAAAUCUAGUGUUCUGCUUGGUUAGCUUACAACCCAAUGGUAUGAACAGUGAAUUUUCCCAUUUCAGGUAACCCAUAUCCCCAUUGCCCUCCUCCCACGCACACUUACCUGUCCACCUAGUUUUCUUCUCCCUUUAUUCACCUUUGCCAUUCCCUUCCCCCAUCU
Molecule: messenger RNA, 4627 nt
Organism: Pristis pectinata (smalltooth sawfish)
Lineage: Eukaryota; Metazoa; Chordata; Chondrichthyes; Rhinopristiformes; Pristidae
Gene: lrrc45
Product: leucine rich repeat containing 45
Exons: 19
Coding region: 70-2097 (675 amino acids)
Cellular component (GO): centrosome
Molecular function (GO): protein binding
Source: RefSeq, a predicted model, not a curated record